Messenger RNA from Cladophialophora yegresii CBS 114405, 951 nucleotides. RefSeq lists its product as uncharacterized. The transcript has 2 exons. The record is from RefSeq and is a predicted model, not a curated record. Lineage: Eukaryota; Fungi; Ascomycota; Eurotiomycetes; Chaetothyriales; Herpotrichiellaceae. The coding region runs from base 1 to 951 and encodes 316 amino acids.
AUGGAAAUCUACGGCAUGCUGGGGGAAAAGCUGGGGACGAUAGGCAAGGACAAGGCGCAAGACCAUGGCCAACCAGAAGAACAAAAGCUCCCCCAAUGGAAGCAAGAUUUCCUGCAGAAACCAUCCAUAUCGUCGAGAAAUGGCAUCGCUUGGGGCUACGGCACACCCUACGAAGACACAGAUACCCUCGUGCUUACCUCUACCAAAUCGGACUUCAUCGACAUCAGAUUCCCCCGCAAGCGAGAGUUGGGCAAGCCCAUAGCAUCAGAACCAUCAUUCUGGGCGUUCUUCGGAACUUCCAGCACGACUUUCGCCGGCCUCGAUGGCGAUGGCAUUGAAAUGCCGUACUCGGCGCACUGCGUGUGGAAACACGAGAUCGAUUCGAAAGGACCCGGCAUCUGCGACGAGGGUGAUAUGUUCCUCCUCCCAAACGGGGACUGCAUGGAGGUCGGCAUGAUGCAGAAUCCCCAAUCAGGCAACCUCGAAAUGUACAAGGAAUACUGGAUAAGUCCGGAUGGUGCUGGAGGGCGAGAACUCGAGCUCUUCCCCUGCACCGUCGCAAAGAUUAUACGAAUGCCGAACGCGAAGGAUCACGAGGGAGCAGCCCCCUCGCUACAAAACGGGAACGGAGGUACCAUCAUUCGAAUAGGCAACUAUUGCCAAGGCAUUGCGCGUCAACCUCCCGCGGCAGACGCAGUCUUGGUCGAGAGAUGGACCAGAGGUAUCUUUGAAGCAGAAGCGGACCGCAACUCGAGCACUACUGCAGGUGCUGAACAGCCCAUAGCAGCGAGCACGGGCUGGGUCCAGGAUUGGCGUAACAACACUCCCUCUGAUACUGGGGUCUCGAUGCCCUGUAUGUGGGUUUGCGACGACAAUAGGAAGCUUGGGGACCAGAUUGGGGUCGAAGGAGCCACUUGGGAAGUGGUGGAAGCUGUCCUUAAAAAACGAUGA